Orbicella faveolata is the source of this 4533-nucleotide messenger RNA. RefSeq lists its product as uncharacterized. Gene Ontology annotation, biological process: signal transduction. NCBI's taxonomy places the organism in Eukaryota, Metazoa, Cnidaria, Anthozoa, Scleractinia, Merulinidae. The record is from RefSeq and is a predicted model, not a curated record. Gene Ontology annotation, molecular function: protein binding.
CUCUCUCCACCCAGGUGUAUAAAUGGGUACCGGCGAACUUAAUGCUGGGGGUAACCCUGCGAUUGACUGGCAUGCCAUGCAGGGGGGAGUAGAGUUAUUCCUAGUCGCUUCAUUCUACACAGCCCGGGAUAAGCUCUGGCCUGAUGGACCACUUAGCUCGUAUGCAGACUUUACCUAACCUAUAACUCUUUAUAGGGUAUUUAGUUGUCACCGUGAUUUCCAUCUCAUGGCCAGAAAUUAUAGAAAAUUAUGUUUGUGUUAGUGUAACACAAAAACAUUACAAAAUUUAAAUUUUCUUCAGACUCAAACUUACCAAAUAAUCCUUUAAUGCUCUCCUUUUCAUGUUGUCUUGCACAUUGGUCUACUACACAUAAAUUUAGUUUCCUGGUGACAAUUGCUUCUUUUUAAUGAUGAAUAAAGUAUAUUUAUUUACCUAGAAUUAUUGUGCCUACAUAGCUGACAGUGCAAUAGCAGAGUGCAGCCUAUUGAGUGCAACAACUUCUCUUUCAGUUCCCACCAGAAAAAAAAGUAUAGUUACGGAUGAGCGGCUCGAAGUCAUUGUAAAAAGUAACUGUUCUGUAGGUGUCAGCUAUUGAGUUCCAGGAUUUGUAGGCGAGACGACGAAAAGGAUUUAGUCCAUAUGAAGUUGUAGAUGGCUUAGGAAAAGUUAGAAUGUUUCUACCUCAUAAGGAAUACGCAACGGAUCGUAAAGUAAACAUUUUCAUUUAUGUAGUAUAGGUUUUAAAACGAAGACAGCCAAAAAUGGUAAGUAACAUGUUUAGGGGGCGUCUUUUUUCAAUCUCGACCCACAGGUUACCCGUAUUAGAUAAUCUGUUUAUAGGCUUUCGGCAUUUCUGGUUGAUCUUUCAGAGGGUUGGACCAUACCACACAAUGAACUACAUCUUCGUAGGUACAUCGGAAAAGGACUCUUUGGAGAUGAAGCUGAAUACAAUGGUAGAAAGGUGUUUAUCAAGACACGACUAUGGCAAUCUGCUCAGACAUUCCUAACAGAAGCCGCAAUAAUGACGAAUUUAAACCAUACCAACAUUGUGAAAUUACUUGGUGUGUCAUUGGACAGAAAUCCUUUUUACAUCGUGACAGAAUUUUGUACACAAGGUAGCUUACUGGAGUACCUCAAGACUAGAGGCCAAGCUGCAAUUGAGCAAAAGGAUCUUGUAGGAUUUGCUAGGGAUAUAGCUCUUGGUAUGCGUUAUCUGCACUCGAAGAAUUUGGAGCAUAGGGAUUUGACAACAAGGAAUGUUCUAAUACAUGAAAAUGGAACGGCAAAAGUGUCAAAUUUUGGACAGGCACGAAAAGCUAACUUUGACCGUGUGGAAGUGCUCCCUUUGAAACUCGAGUCCGAUGUGUGGAGUUACGGGAUAUUAUUAUGGGAAAUGUUCUCAUUUGGUGAAACGCCAGGCUCCGGUGUUUUGAAUCUAAAUGCAUUUCCUCUUGAAUGUCCUGAUGGAUGCCCCAAACAAAUUUACGAUGUGAUGAGAGACUGUUGGCAAACUGACCCAAAGCAGCGGACAAAAUUCCUGACAAUAUGCGAAACUCUUAGUGAAAUUUACAAAUCAUUUCAACCUGUUGUAGUACCUCCAGAGAUUCUUGCACGAGGAUCUUUGGCUUUGGAAGCCUACAACAAGGCCCUUGCUGAGGGGAAGACGUUCGACAAGAGGGUGCCAAUCAUGUUGAUUGGACAGGAUCGUUCAGGAAAGACUAGUUUAAAGAACUCACUUAGGGGAACACCUUUCAACUCAGAUGAAGACAGCACAGUGGGGAUCGAUGUUGAUCCUUCUCAUUUCAAAGUUUCAACUGAAAUCUGGAAAGCGGGGGAGAAGGACCAAGGAACGAAUUCUGAGGAAUCUAUUUCCUAUGAACACCACGCAGCCCGAUUGAUCGUCGAACAUUUAAGGCAAAAGGAAAGCAUGUUUAAGGAAAGGGAUCCAGAAUUCAUACAGGAUUUCUCAUCAGAUGUGGUACCUAUUGAAAGUAGCGAGGAUUCUACUAAAAGAGAUGCAAAUGACUCAAUUAUGGCUUCAUCCACUUCAGUUCAGGCUACUGCUGGUAAUCUCUAUGAUGAUAAAGUAUCUGAAGUGUCAAAAGACUCCCGAUCUACUGACACUUCCCAUUUUGAGAUAUUCAGCGAUCGAAAGCCCAGCAGUGACAACAUAACUGGCAUGCCAGACGAUAUAGCAAGUUUGAUUGAAAUGUUGCUGCGAGAAGUUGAUAAGGAGGAAGAUAAAGAAGACCUAUAUUCAGUGUUGUGGGAUUUUGGUGGACAAUCGGUAUACUAUGCAACGCAUCCACUCUUUCUUACUCCAAGAGCGAUCUAUCUAUUAGUUAAUGACCUCAGCCGAAAUCCACAUGAAAGAGCCAAAUCAGUUAUGAAGCAAGGAAUGUUUACAAAAUUUGAGGACAGCUUUGAUUUCAGAACCAAUUUGGAUUAUCUUCAGUUCUGGAUGUCGUCUGUUGCUUCCCUAGCCAUUGACGAUAUAGCUGACCAACAAGGUCCCAAAUCUGAAAUGUUGCCAGACAGGCUUCCCCCAGUAUUCUUAGUGUGCACUCAUGCUGACAUACCCUAUGAUGGUGGUGAUCCUACUACACUUGCCAAUGAGAUAUUUGGUUCUCUACAGACCAAACCAUACGAAACCCACUUACAUCACGAAGUCUUUGUUGUGGAUAACACCAAGUCUGGGAAUGAAUCCGAAUGUCCAGAAGUCGUGCGCUUGCGUAAGGACGUUCUUGACGUUGCUAAGGAACUCCCACAGAUGAAAGAAGCCAUUCCAAUCAAGUGGUUAAGAUAUGAGAGGGCACUUCAAGUCAUGAAAGAAGAUGGCCACAAAUGCAUUCCUCUUGACCGCGCAAAACAAGUUGCAUCUGAAGUAUGUAAUAUCGUUGACGAUGAUCAGUUCCAUACCCUGCUGAAUUUUCUGCAUGACAAGAGAAUUCUGAUUCACUUUGCUGACACUCCAGAACUGAACAGAUUGGUGGUCUUGGACCCUCAGUGGUUGAUUGACGUGUUCAAGGAAGUAAUAACAAUUAGGCCCUAUCACGGAAAAGAGAAGGAAUUUAAAAAACUGUGGUGCAAGCUUGAGAAAGAAGGGAUCCUGGAGGAAAAACUAUUAGACCAUGUUUGGGCACCUUUAUUUGACAGCAAAGAAACCCCUGAGAGUCUCAUUGCAAUCAUGGAGAAGUUCAGCUUGCUUUGUCCUUUGCCUUCUUCUGACGAGUCAUGUAAUAAGCACUACCUGGUUCCAUCAAUGUUGAUGUCUCAUCCUCCUGAGGGUAUCGUAGAGCUGGUUAAAUCGGCACAAAUACCCUCUCUUUUUCUCAAAUUUGAAUCUGGUCAUGUUCCGCCUGGCUUGUUUCCCCGACUGGUGCUGCAGUUCUUUCAGUGGGCCGAAGACGAAAGUAUGAGGCCAGUGGACCCUCAAUUGCAUCACAAUUUCGCGAGAUUUUACACCUCUGAAGACGAAAACUGCUCUGUAGUGCUCUUGUGCCAUUCGUUUUCCAUUGAAGUGGUUGUUCACAAAGGAAAUUCAAGUAAUGAUUUGCCAGACAUUCUACAAUCAAAGCUUUCUUUGUCUGCAGAUGCCAGCUGCGACACCUGUGCUCGUGCAGUGCGUAGGCAGCUUGGAUUGAUACUCGAGUCCAUGCGCAAGGAAUUCUGUUGGUUAAAGAAUCUGAAGUAUGAAGUCAGUUUCAUCUGUCCAGUCUGUUGUCAAGGAAGUUCAGUUAACUACUGUCGCACACAUCGUGCUGAAGGAUGCGAGCAAGAGGAGUGUCUACACUUCUGGUCUGAGUCUCAGCUAAUCGAUGUCAAGCCUCCGUCUUGCUCCAAGUCUGCUGUUGCACAGAACAAGAGAUUUCAGACCGAGAAGUUUGCACCAUGGUUGUUGCCUCAAAGGAAUCAGCUUAAAGCUGAUGAACUCGAUGGGAUAAAUUUGGCGGAAGAAAUCAGUCUUCCUGAUGAAGUUCAAGAAUCCCUUCACUCACAGUCUUGUGAUGCCAGAGAGGUUGUAAUUCAACUGCAGCUGAAGCAAGCUUCGUCUCUGGAAGAGCUAGACUCUACGACCAAGGCAUUGAUCCGUUGCUUGGCAAAGAAAUCUAAAGACUCCAACAGGCUUGAUGUGUUCGAGUAUUUGAGAGAGAUUACACCAGCUGGAACUACUGGGCCUCUGCUACCUGAAAGCCUUGAUGUUAGAAAUAUUCCUGUUUUAAAGUCAAGAGAACUUACAAUGGACUUGAGUGGUGGAAGUGAGUGGAAGGAGAUUGCUGAGGCAUUAGGCUUGACUCCACGAGAGAUUCGUUUCCUUGACAACCGUACUUUGAACCCAUUUGACGCUGCACUCGCCUUCAUUGCUAGCCAGCGCUGUAUAACUGUGGGUGAGCUGUACGACUUGCUAAACGAACGUGGGUUUCCUGUGAUAGCUGACCUCCUGUAAUCGAAUAAACAAUUUAUAGAUUGUUUCCGCAUUUAUUCUUGGAGUGCUCUAUGCAUAAAUAUGCAGAGCAAAGAAAAAAAAAAAA